CGACUCCUACGUGAGCCACCUCUCAUAGGUUCCCGGUAGCAGAAACGGAGUUUGUUCCUGGAGCUGCCUGUGUUUUGAAAGGAUAUCGAAAACGCAUGAUCUUCUGUGUCAAAAAACGUAAUUAUUGAUUAAAUAUCAAAACAUGGCGGUGAACACAGGCACAUCCCUGGUUCUGUCCAGUCUGUUCUCUGUGUUGGUGUUUGCUGGGAUGCAGAUGUUCAGCAGACAGCUGGGUUCUACAGAGUUGCACACCAUCCUGGGAGGCUUCCUGGGCUCUGUCCUCUUUAUCUGCUCCCUCACAGCCUUCAGUAACCUGGAAAACCUCAUCUUCGGCAAGGGAUUCCAGGUCAAGAUCUUCCCAGAGAUCCUGGUGUGCCUGUGCCUCUCUCUGUUUGCCUCUGGGCUGGUGCACCGUGUGUGUGUCACCACAUGUCUGAUAUUUUCUCUGUUCGCCCUCUACUACAUCAACAAAGUGUCUGCUGCUCUGUACCAGGCAGCUGUUCCCACGGUAAUGCCAGCCAAGGCUGCCAGCAAGGGCAAGAAAAAGAACUAAGUCACUAAUUAGAUCAAACUUUCAUACCGUCAUCCAAUCAGCAUCCACUACAACGGCUAACCAGGCAAGGGAGAAAUGGUGUAGGUUAGCCGAUGACAGUGUACCCCAGUUUCCUUUUUCUAGGUCGUGCCAACCAGCAUUCUUAGAUAUUUUCCUUGACUUCUUAACUCUAUGAUCACUGAUCUCCAAGGACUGGACACCUCUCAGCAGUAUAGUUAGCCUGAGACCUACCCAGCCCAUCCAUACACUGUUCUCAGCAGUAUAGUUAGCCUGAGACCUACCCAGCCCAUCCAUACACUGUUCUCAGCAGUAUAGUUAGCCUGAGACCUACCCAGCCCAUCGAUACACUGUUCUCAGCAGUAUAGAUAACCUGAGACCUACCCAGCCCAUCCAUACACUGUUCUCAGCAGUAUAGAUAACCUGAGACCUACCCAGCCCAUCCAUACAUUGUUCUCAGCAGUAUAGUUAGCCUGAGACCUACCCAGCCCAUCCAUACAUUGUUCUCAGCAGUAUAGUUAGCCUGAGACCUACCCAGCCCAUCCAUACACUGUUCACAGCAGUAUAGUUAGCCUGAGACCUACCCAGCCCAUCCAUACACUGUUCUCAGCAGUCAUGAGUGGGGUAGAGGAAAGGAAGCAGUUUGGGAUCUAGCCAGAAUUAUGUAUCUACAUUCCCUACAUCAUCCCCAUGUACUCAGCACUUGUUUCAAAAUGCUUGUCUACAGAUCCAUAUUUUUGAUUGACGUCCUUUUUGUUUUGGUAUAAAAACUUUGUUGUUAAUGAAUUUGUAAUUAAAACCCAUUGAAAAUAG
Molecule: messenger RNA, 1363 nt
Organism: Oncorhynchus gorbuscha (pink salmon)
Lineage: Eukaryota; Metazoa; Chordata; Actinopteri; Salmoniformes; Salmonidae
Product: keratinocyte-associated protein 2-like
Exons: 5
Coding region: 143-553 (136 amino acids)
Source: RefSeq, a predicted model, not a curated record